UGAGCGUAGUGUCUUUUUGUAGCACUGUCAUGGCAUCGUUUAUCGUACCUCAACUCACGCCUUUUGGGCCUAGGCUACCGACUGUCGACACGAGCUGUCAUUUUCAUACCAAUUUAGUUUUCGACUUUCUACACUACUGUUUAGUCAUCUUGUCUAGAUCCACUCGGGGCUGGGACCACUUUUUUAAAGACUUAUUGUUACAUUUCUUUAAAUGUACGCACCAUUGUGCUUAAGACAAAAUCACUUUAGGACUGGCAAGACACACUAUAGCCAAAAGAAUUUGUAUGGUAGCGGUCUAAUGACAAAGCCUGAGUAAAUGUCAUUUUUUAUACAAGUUCCUGUGGCGGUAGUGGGUCACGCAUGUGGUAAAGUGACUUUGUCUAAAGACCGAGAUCAUAAUAAUCUUUCUAUUUUGAGAGAUCAGAAAAUAAACAGAGUUUAGAAAACGAAUUACAAUAUUCAAUACUACACGUUAAAGUGUUACUAAGUAAUCUGUGAGACAAGCGGCCUAUUACUGUAGAUUUACAAUUAGAAUUACGUAUUAGAUUAAUUUAGAUCUCGUGUUACUCCCAAAUAGUAAACUUUGCAAUGGGUUUUGAUGAAGGUCUUAUAACAUUAAAUAGUGACAAUGGUUCCUACUUUUCUGGGCAAACAGUUUAUGGUAAAUUAGUUUUUAGUCAGGACAAAAUUAAGAAGUUUCGAGGUAUUUAUGCAAAAUUUAAAGGAUACUGCAAAAUUCAUUGGACCACUCAGCACAGUCGAACAAAUAGUCAGGGUAAAAGUGAAUCUUAUACAGUCAAUCAUGAAUCCUAUGAAGAAUAUAUUAAUCACAAAGCUUUUUUAAUAGGAGGAGAGAGAGGUGAAGUGGUAUUACAACCAGGUAAAUAUGAAUUCCCUUUCGAGUUCCAAUUGCCGGGUAAUUGCCCAUCAUCAUUCGAAGGGACCGUGGGACACAUACGAUAUGAGAUCAAAGUGGUUGUCGACAGGUCAUUUAAGAUUGAUCAGGAGAAAAAAGUUGCUGUCCGAAUAAUAGCGCCUUUGGAUUUAAACCAGGACCCUUACUGUCGGGAGCCCAUACAGUUUGAACUCGAAGAUGUGUACUGCUGCUGCUGUUUAAGCCGGGGUGCCACAGAGACCGUAGUGAAACUACCAGUGGCAGGGUACUGCCCUGGGCAGCUGAUACCCAUCGAGGUAGCUUGUGAGAAUAGUGGCCGUGUUACUAUAGAUGACAUUAAGCUGAUGAUUAAGAAGAAAGUAACAUACCACGCAACUACGAACCCCGCUAAGCGAGAGACAAAGGAUUUGAUAGCAGAGAUCAAGAAAGGUCCAAUUCCUGGUGACACCACUCGUAAUUGGACUGUAGAAAUGGUGGUGCCUUCCAUUGACAUUUACAAUCUUGCUGCCUGCAGAUAUAUUGACGUAGAUUAUAUAUUCAAGGUUGUGGUAUCACCAAGUGGUUGUCACAGCGACUCCAAAGACUAUAAACGUUUAGUUAUCGGGAACAUACCUUUAGUGGGCUACCAAGACGAUGUCCAAAACCCUCUACAUGAUCAAAUGCCGCAAAUUAAUGCGCCCAUUGUCAACCAGCCGUCACAUCAGGGGAACGAGUCUUACCCCGCUCCUUAUCCUUACCCCGAAGUGACUCCUUAUCCUUCGGGAACUUCCUAUCCUGUUACAACACAAUAUCCUUUGACCCAAAAAUCCCAAACUCCAUAUCCGCCAGACCAACUUGCUUCUAACGUGCCAUACCCACCGCCGUACUCUCAAAUUUCUCAAAACCCACCAUAUCCUCAAAUUUCGCAAAACCCACCGUAUCCUCAAAUUCCUGCAUAUACAUCAGGAGAUGCAGCACAAUCUCUAUCAGCCAAUACACCAUAUCCCAAUUCACCUUAUCCAACACCUUUAAAUAUGCCUUCACCAAAUCCACCUUAUCCUCAAAACACACCUUAUCAAGAUAUCCAGACUCCCUACAAGGGAACUGGAUUAAAAACAGGAACAUUUGGUUUCAUCGUUCCCACAUCAGUGCCUUCAGAAGUGAAUCCUCUGAGUAUGCCAGCAGUGACCCCAGCGAAUCCAUUUGCCACUGCUAGCGCUCCGCCCGCUCUUGACAAGGAAAAAUAAUACGUUAAUUUAAUAUCUAUGUUAAGUUAUAUUAACGCAUUUAUUAUACACUUUACAAUUAAAUUUGUAAUCAAAAAAUAUUAAACGACAUGCCAGGUUGGUUGUAAAGCAAUUUUUAAAAGCUUAGAAAAUCGUGAUAUUUGAAUGUGUACCGUUGCGUAUAAUCUAUAACUCUUGAAUUGUUCCAUUUUUAGAUGGAACAACCUUUUUUCAUUACAAUUAUUUUGUAUUUAGAAGAUAUGAUCAAAGAUCAUUUUAGUGUAAGUUUUAUAAUAAUAUAUGGCGCCUUUCUCAGUUGACAUAUUUUUUAAUACAUUUUGAAAAUAAAUAGCUAGCUUAUUGUACCGCGUUACAAAUCGUAAAAAACUUUGAAAUCGGUCUAGUAUUUCGUGACAAAUCUUUUAAUUUUAUAUUAUUAGUAUAGAUUUGUUAUCUUUAGGAUAAAGAGAUUUUAGAGUAAGUUUUUAUAUUUUUUUAUGAAAUCCCGUUGGUACUACGCAUUUACGUAUAGUUCCUACAAAUCGUGUAUAUAUUGUUCAUAUAGCAUUGUUGGAGUUGGAGCCAAAUUUUUAACUAAGCGUUCUAGCUAUUAGAAUCCAUACACUUCAUUAUCUUACGCCUUUACACAUUAAAAAAGCUUUUAUAAGCGCGAUUUUUUUUACAUAUAUUUCGAUUUACGUAAAUAAAUUCGCGUUAAAUUAUUAACUAUGUACGUAAAACCAUUGUAAUUAUAUAUUUAAAAUUUUUGUUUAUAUUCAAUCUUAUUAUUUUAAUAUCUUGUAUAAUUGCAUUGAUUUGCGAGCAUGCACAUACUCUUAUACAAUAGAAAUGUAAUUUAAUCUUUAUUGUUAUUUUCGUUUGCUGUGGAGUAUGCCAUAAGGUAUUUUUUCUUUAUGGACAUAUAAUUUAUGGACAAUACUACCUAAUACAACUUCCAGGUAAUAAUUCCAGUGUAUCUAUUUAAAUAUUGCUAAUACUAUGACAUUUUUAUUAUUAACUAUUAUUGCAAAUUAUUACUUGUGUCGUACCUUCACAGGAUUGUUAAAUUUUAUGACAAUCUUUUGAGUUGUUUUCUGUUUCUGCUAAAACACCUAAAUCAAAUCAAAACAAAUUGUCUUAAUUAACUUCCUUUUAUGUUCCUUCCUUCUAGAUGACCACAUAAACAAGGCUUCCUCGAAACGAAUUUUUGCAAUGCUUGCUUGUUACAUUGUAUUGCAAUUUCGGCUUAAUUUAUUUUUAAGAUAUAACAGCGAUACUCAUAAAACAAAUGCAUAAUAACUGUUGUUUUCUAGUCGGAUUUAUUGGACAAUUAUUAUAUUGUACUGUCUCCUUAUAUAGUAUUUUUUUAAACUUUUUACAAAUAUUAAGUGCCUAUAUCUUAUGUAAGAUCUGUUUUAUAAAUAAAUGACAUAG
Messenger RNA from Pieris brassicae (large cabbage white), 3534 nucleotides. Its product is annotated as arrestin domain-containing protein 17-like. The record is from RefSeq and is a predicted model, not a curated record. The transcript has 7 exons. Lineage: Eukaryota; Metazoa; Arthropoda; Insecta; Lepidoptera; Pieridae. Bases 589 to 2121 code for a protein of 510 amino acids. Gene Ontology annotation, biological process: protein transport. Gene Ontology annotation, cellular component: cytoplasm.